Endocarpon pusillum Z07020 is the source of this 1143-nucleotide messenger RNA. RefSeq lists its product as uncharacterized. Bases 1 to 1143 code for a protein of 380 amino acids. The transcript has 2 exons. Gene Ontology annotation, biological process: macroautophagy. NCBI's taxonomy places the organism in Eukaryota, Fungi, Ascomycota, Eurotiomycetes, Verrucariales, Verrucariaceae. The record is from RefSeq and is a predicted model, not a curated record. Gene Ontology annotation, cellular component: fungal-type vacuole membrane.
AUGCAGAUCAAGAAGCUGCUUCCUUUGGCCUUGGCCACUGCUGCUUCGGCACAGGAGACGAUGAAUCUCACAGCUGCCUUGGCCUCGUCGCCUGAGCUAUCGCAGUUGGGAAUAACCCUCGGUCUCGUCCCUGAGCUUGUCGCUGCUCUGGCGGAGCUUUCCAACAUCACUCUUCUUGCUCCCAGCAACGCCGCUUUCGAAGAGUUCACGAAUAGCUCAAAUGCUGCCGCUCUAAGCGACCCGGGUCUCAUCCAGGCCGUCCUCCAAUACCACGUUCUUAACGGCACCUACUAUGCCCAAAAUGUUACCGAGACUACAUCUUUCAUCCCAACUACGUUGAUGAAUACCUCCUAUACCAAUGUCACUGGUGGUCAGGUCGUUAAGGCAGUCUUGACGGGUGACAAUGUCGUGUUCUCCUCUGGCUUGCUUACGAAUUCGACCGUCACCCAAGCUGAUGUUACUUUUGAUAGCGGCGUUAUUCAUAUCAUUGACCGCCUUCUAACCGUACCGGCUAACGUAUCUACAACUGCCGUUGCCGCAAACCUGACCUCCCUUGUUGGUGCUGUCACGACCGCCGAGUUGGCUGAAGCUGUCGACACCACCCCUAAUGUUACCAUCUUCGCACCAACCAAUGAGGCCUUCCAAUCCAUCGGCUCCGCACUCGGAAGCAUUUCGACCGAAGAUCUUGCCAGCAUCCUCACCUACCACGUUGUUAGCGGCACCGUUGGGUACAGUUCUAUUCUAAGCAACACGACACUUACCACGCUCAACGAUGCAGAUGUCACCAUCUCUAUUGUCGAUGGGGCAGUCUUCGUCAACUCCGCCAGAGUCGUCAUGGCUGAUGUCCUCGUUGCUAACGGCGUUGUUCAUGUUAUUGACAACGUCCUCAACCCGGCCAACGCAACUGCCACACCAGACGCAACAAUGUCAACUCAGAUGCCUGCCUUCUCCGGCGCGUCUUCCGCCAGUGAGGUUCCAUACACCAGCAAUGUUCCAACGCCAACGGGCCCUGCCGCAACUGGUGGUGCAGCAGGUGGAAGUGAAACCAGCAGCUCCGCAAGCGGUGCCGCUAUGCCGAUGAGGACUGGUGCCGUUGGUGCUGCCGCUCUGUUCGGUGGUGCCGCACUUGUGUACAACAUGUAA